Messenger RNA from Oryza brachyantha (malo sina), 1249 nucleotides. RefSeq names its product B3 domain-containing protein Os12g0592300-like. Lineage: Eukaryota; Viridiplantae; Streptophyta; Magnoliopsida; Poales; Poaceae. The record is from RefSeq and is a predicted model, not a curated record. Gene Ontology annotation, molecular function: DNA binding.
AUGGCUGAGAAAGGGUGCGAGAGUUGCAGCAAGUGGCAGGAGCACUACUACAGGGAGCACAUGGAUGUGAGCCGGAUUCGUUUCUUCAAGCUCUUGACCGGAGAUUUUGCUCAUGGCAUUAGCAUACCUGAGAAAGUUGCAGAGGUUUUCAGUGGGCAGAUCACCAAAGGGUUCAAACUGAAAUCACCCAGCGGCGAAACGUGGCGCGUUGGCAUCGAAAAGGUUGCUGAUGAGUUGCUUAUCAUGUCAGGGUGGGAGGAUUUUGCCAAGGCUCAUGAACUCCAGGAGAAUGAUCUCCUGUUCUUCACUUGCAAUGGCCAUGGCAAUGGUAGCUGCUCCUUUGAUGUGCUAAUGUUUGAUGCAAGUGGCUGUGAGAAAAUGUGUUGCUUCUUCACUGGAAAAAAGGACAGUUACAUGUGCAAGCAUUUCGACAGUAGAGGAGGCCAGAAUGCUGAGCAAUGCCUUUCUACUGAUUCUGAAGAUACUAGCACACCAUCACAUCUCAUCAGAUCUCCUUACUCUACUUCGAAGAAAUCGAGUGGCAAGACCAAGACUAAUCCAAGUAAGCAGAAGUACAAGUUUGCAAUGACAGGGAAUGCGCCUGAAAAUCCAAACAGUAGCCGCUGCCAUGUCAAGCGUGAGAUGUUUGAGGAAGAGAAGAGUGGUGAUAAUGAUGAUAAUGGUGAUGAUGAACAUGUUGACCACCACUACUCGAGGCUUGCCAAUUACCUAACUAGCGAGGAACGAGAAGAGAUAUUCAGUUUGGUAUCGCUGCAACCAGGCAAUCUUGUGACUGUCCUGCAGAUGACCCAAAUUAAUCGCAGGGGACUUCUGAUCGUCCCCAGCAAAUUUGCAGCUGACCAUCUUGAAAACAGAUCACAUGAAAUCCUGCUGAUCAGGCCAAACAAAAAGGAGAAAUGGUAUGUCAAAUACUACCAUGGAAGCACUAACAGGGGUUUCAAUUGCCAUCGCUGGAUCAAGUUCAUGCGCGAAAACAGGCUGCGAGAGGGGUACAUCUGCAUCUUUGAGCUGAUGAAAGGUGCAAGGCGAGUAACCAUGACAGUUCAUGUCAUUGGGAAGGUUGGGAACCGGUUUGUUCUACUGGGCUAAGUUCCAGGCAUCCUCCUCAGUUUAUCACAUGCACAAUGUAGUAUGUAAGUGUGCAGGUGUGGCUUCUGCAAGUAUGUGUGUUUAUGUACCAGUCAGACAGAACUGUUCUGAAAGCAGCUUGUAUAUGCCCUGAAGCUAA